Molecule: messenger RNA, 1214 nt
Organism: Mesocricetus auratus (golden hamster)
Lineage: Eukaryota; Metazoa; Chordata; Mammalia; Rodentia; Cricetidae
Gene: Mad2l2
Product: mitotic arrest deficient 2 like 2
Exons: 8
Coding region: 306-941 (211 amino acids)
Cellular component (GO): zeta DNA polymerase complex
Source: RefSeq, a predicted model, not a curated record
GCGUGGCAGAUGGCAGCGCUGGUUCCGCGGGAGCAUCGUGGUGGUUCCUGAGGCCAGGGGAUACUGGGGGACCUGCGAAGGGUCCCCGGCCGGUGGCUGCUGUCACCAGAGCAAAGUUUCGAACCUGAGGCCGAAUCCGGAGCCGGCAGUCGUAGAGGAGCUCGGAGAGGGCGGGAUUUCCGCCGGGAGGGAUCCGGCCACUCAGGGGGUGGGGCUUCCCCGACCGGGCUGCGUUUCCCGCGUGCGGGGCGGGGUGCCGUGGGUCCCUGCUGACACCCUCCGCGUCCUCCCCCAGGCGGCUAAGGAUGACCACGCUCACGCGCCAAGACCUCAACUUUGGCCAAGUGGUGGCCGACGUGCUGUCCGAGUUCCUGGAGGUCGCCGUGCACCUGAUCCUCUAUGUGCGCGAGGUCUACCCAGUGGGCAUCUUCCAGAAGCGCAAGAAGUACAACGUGCCGGUUCAGAUGUCCUGUCAUCCGGAACUGAACCAGUACAUUCAGGACACACUUCACUGCGUCAAACCACUCCUGGAGAAGAACGAUGUGGAGAAGGUAAUGGUGGUGAUUUUGGAUAAGGAACACCGUCCAGUGGAGAAGUUUGUCUUUGAGAUCACUCAGCCACCCUUGCUGUCCAUCAGUUCCGACUCCCUGUUGUCUCACGUGGAGCAGUUGCUGCGAGCCUUCAUCCUGAAGAUUAGUGUGUGUGACGCUGUCCUGGACCACAACCCUCCAGGCUGCACAUUCACAGUCCUUGUGCAUACAAGAGAAGCUGCCACCCGAAACAUGGAGAAGAUACAGGUCAUCAAGGACUUCCCAUGGAUCCUGGCAGACGAACAGGAUGUUCACAUGCAUGACCCCCGGUUGAUACCCCUAAAAACCAUGACGUCGGAUAUUUUAAAGAUGCAGCUCUAUGUAGAAGAACGGGCUCAUAAACACAGCUGAGGGCGUGCCUGCCACCCAGUGCCCAGCUGUCCCACUCUGGGGCCCCAGCCCAGGGCGGUGCUGCAGGGCUCCCUGACUCCAAGUGCUCUUAUCGCCUUGACAUGUGGCCGCCCCUCUGGCUGGGCUUCUCAAUCCUGCUUGACUUCCCAGGAGACCAGGGAAGGACGCCAGGACAGACACCAUUUCUCAGCAGCCUCCUGGGGCUUAGCCAGCUAACACUGUCCUUCUGAAAUACUGUGCUGAGUUAUUGUUAAUAAAGGGUCCCCAAAGGGC